Messenger RNA from Dimorphilus gyrociliatus, 978 nucleotides. NCBI's taxonomy places the organism in Eukaryota, Metazoa, Annelida, Polychaeta, Dinophilidae. The record is from the annotation of a GenBank genome assembly.
AUCAUUUUCUCAUUCAAGAUGGCGGCAUCAACAACUCAUACGCAAGCUAAAUUUGACGAACUUUACGAUUUAAAGGAAGAAUUAGGAAAGGGAGCAUUUUCGAUCGUACGGCGCUGUGUGCAAAAGACAGCAUUACUAGAAUUUGCCGCCAAAAUAAUUAAUACCAAGAGGCUAUCCGCCCGAGAUCACCAGAAGUUAGAACGGGAGGCCAGAAUAUGUCGUUUGUUAAAGCAUCCGAAUAUAGUCAGACUGCAUGAUAGUAUACAGGACGAAGGUUUUCACUAUCUAGUUUUCGAUUUAGUAACUGGAGGUGAAUUGUUUGAAGAUAUUGUUGCUAGAGAAUUCUACAGCGAAGCUGAUGCCAGUCACUGCAUGCAGCAAAUUUUAGAGAGCGUCAGCUACUGUCAUCAACAUGGAAUAGUUCAUAGAGAUCUUAAGCCGGAAAAUCUGCUGCUAGCUAGCAAAGCCAAAGGAGCUGCGGUGAAAUUGGCCGAUUUUGGCCUCGCAAUUGAAGUGCAGGGCGAUCAACAAGCAUGGUUUGGGUUUGCUGGCACGCCUGGUUACUUAUCUCCCGAGGUGCUCAGAAAAGAUCAGUAUGGUAAACCAGUUGAUAUUUGGGCUUGCGGUGUCAUACUUUAUAUAUUACUAGUCGGUUAUCCACCGUUUUGGGACGAGGACCAACAUCGAUUAUAUGCUCAGAUAAAAGCUGGUGCCUAUGACUAUCCGUCUCCGGAAUGGGACACUGUCACUCCAGAAGCAAAAAACCUCAUAAAUAGUAUGUUGACUGUUAAUCCAUCAAAGAGAAUAACAGCCGCAGACGCUCUCAAGCACCCAUGGAUUUGCAACCGAGAGAGAGUUGCUUCCGUUGUACAUAGGCAAGAGACGGUCGAAUGCCUGAAAAAGUUCAAUGCACGCAGAAAGUUAAAGGGCGCUAUUUUAACUACAAUGUUGGCUACAAGAAAUUUCUCAAGUAAGUAG